AAGACUCUAAAUCAUCAUUACAUUGAUCAUUUCAUCUAAUUCUUCUUUCUCAUUUGCUUUAUUGGGUUGAAAAGAGCUUCUUAAUACUAGUAAUUAAGAACUCUAAUCCUUUUUUUCAAAGAAAAAAAAACACUAGUAAUCCAUAUUUGAAUGGCCAUCAAUUUACAGAACCGUGGACUCGUUAGCUUGAGGAAGGGAUUUUUGAACCAUAUUAAUCGAAGUUCUACUAACUCGACUAUCCUCUCUACCAGGAGGGAAGUGCACGCAUCAGUAUACGAUAAGAAUCUGGAGGAAUCUGUGCAGCCUUUUGUGGUGCCAGAUGAAGUGAUCAAGGCAAAAUCGGAUAAGUACUGGACUCCUCAUCCUCAUACUGGUGUGUUUGGACCAGCCACUGAUCAUCAUCAUAUCAGUAUCAGGCCUGCCAGUGCUAGUGUAGAUUCUGUGUUGGAACAGAAGGCCUUCUUCCGUCCACUCGAGGAUCUUGAGAAGCCAGCCUAUGUUUAAGUUCUUUGAAUAUGUAACAUUUUGAGUUGAAACUGUAGUUAAGGACUGCAGAAUAACUGCACUGCUAUUAAAAUGUUUACGAGUCUA
Molecule: messenger RNA, 591 nt
Organism: Solanum tuberosum (potato)
Lineage: Eukaryota; Viridiplantae; Streptophyta; Magnoliopsida; Solanales; Solanaceae
Exons: 2
Coding region: 151-504 (117 amino acids)
Source: RefSeq, a predicted model, not a curated record